Messenger RNA from Nematostella vectensis (starlet sea anemone), 2583 nucleotides. RefSeq names its product neuronal pentraxin-1. The transcript is spliced from 4 exons. NCBI's taxonomy places the organism in Eukaryota, Metazoa, Cnidaria, Anthozoa, Actiniaria, Edwardsiidae. Bases 156 to 1151 code for a protein of 331 amino acids. The record is from RefSeq and is a predicted model, not a curated record.
ACCAGAAGAGAAAAACAGUGACUGUGACCAUCUUUAGUCAAAGGAGAACGUCUCUGAAAAGAGACAAAAAUUCCUCGGUACUAGACCCCCAAAACGACAAGGUUUUCUUCAUAUGUAAUGGGUCUUCGAGGGUAGCCUUAGAAUAAAAUUGAAUAAUGUGUUUUGCAGGAGAGGAAUGCCGGGUUACGAAAUGGCGGCCAAGGACCGAGCAUAAGGUCCUCAAGGGUUAUAUCAUCGCAAAUAAGACUGCGAAAAACGAGCUCGAUUGCGACGCACUUUGCUUUAUGGAGCCGAAUUGUGCGUCUGUGAAUUAUCACAAGAAGGAAAGUAUGUGUCAGCUGAGCGAUUCCACGGAGCAGUCUUCAGGUCACGUGCUUACAAAUGAAGCUGGGUGGAGUUAUAGACCGAUAGAGGACCAGUGCAUUGACAACAGCUGUCCUAACAAGACAUCAAAGUGUCAGUCGGGAUACGGCAGUAACCUUAGCUACAAGAGCUACCGAUGUUUUUGCCACAGGUGCUUCAAAGGAGAGUCAUGUGAGAAAGGUGAUUUUGUAGUUACUUUUCCUCUUCAAGCCCACACUUUAGCUCUACGCCAUCUCGCGAAUGUUUCAUUGGGCAGCUCACUCACCAUCUCUGUCUGGGUAAAAGCUCCCGUUACUAAUACAUACCAGUCCAUCGUCAGUAUCGCUACGGAAAGUCAAACAAAUGCAGUCUGGCUGUAUAUCUUACCAUCGUUACAAGCAAUAGCUGUUUACAUCAAUAAUCAACUACGGAGUGUUCCAAUCACGUCAAUAGAAGGUAAUUGGAAGCAUAUUGCCCUGACCUGGGAUGCUGGGACAUGGGCGAUCUACAUUGACGGGGACACACAGCAGAGUGGUAAAGCCUUGGCGGCUGAAUUUUCCAUCACUGACGCCAUUGUCGUUCUUGGACAAGACCAGGAUACUUAUGGAGGAGGUUUUGACCCCAAUCAAGUCUUUCUGGGAAGUCUCACAGGGGGGAAUAUCUGGAGUCGAGUGCUGAGUGCACAGGAGAUAGCGCAGAUUGCCAGCGAGUGUAAUUCAUUGGAAGGUGAUACUGUAAAGUGGGGUGAUCUGUACCCGUGGAACAAGGAAGAAGGGUUUAAUGUAGACUGCCCAGCUAAGUGUGGCUAAAUUGCCACUGAAAUAGAUUAAUUCACAGGUGAAGGAAAAGGGGAGAUGGGGGCGUUACCUUGUACUCAGUGUAAGGGCUAUGUAAACUGGAACUGGCAUUUUAAUUUGGAUAGAAAUCUAGCAAAGAGGAACAUCCCCAUCUCUGACCAUACGAUCCGGGGGUGCUCAGUUGAUUUUCAGUGGUAAGCACUUAUGUAGCUAUGACCAGCGCGAGCGGCCAGGCAAGGUGUUGCAAACUUCAUAUGCAACUGGGCCAGCCAAAGUCGGGAAAAUUGAGCGGCGAAUUUUACGGGUCGAAAAUACGGAAAACCACGGAAAACCAACUCGAUGAUUAUGGUGAUUUUAUUGUAAAACGAUCGUAAACUGAAAUAUAAUUAAGUGAAUCUAAGAUUAGGAUUUUUACCUCAAAAGCGCGUGGGAGAAAACAUACAUGCAUCAAUGUGUCUUUGUGGCCCUGGUAGACCUUUCAAUAAUAUUUGAACUCUAAUCAUGGAAUAAAGUAGAACAUAAAUUUAAAUAAUUAUCCUAAACAAGUUACAUUGAGUCAAGGCAUAAAGGCCAAAUUGUUAGAGCCUAAUGCUCUCUAACCUAGAGUGGGAGUUCCUGUAAAAUAGAUCUUUUUAGCUGUUAAAUUUCCAGACGUAAAUUUGUAGUAAACUCGUAGAUUGUACAUUGUAGACGAUAAUCUCGCACGUGAAAACAUAUAUGACCCACCAACGGACAUUAAGCCUAAUGAACAAUAAAAUGGGUACUUACAUAUCGUUCCCGCUUGCCUCUAAAUUAAACCAAAGAUUGUACCACUAGAAAUGCUUGCCUUGAAUAUACCAGGUAGGAACUGGCCAAAAAGGACGCGAGUCGACUUAUAUAUGCGCUUGGUGACGCUAAAGUAUCAAAUUUCGGUAAACACAAAUUCGAAUGUCGUUGCUUAUAUUGUAACUAUGCGAAAGCCGUUAAAACUAUCUUAUUAACUAAUCUAACCAAAGUUCAUUACAACUUAAGAGUACUUAAAAGAUAGAAAAUUAGCAAAGCGAACACCCCUAUUACUAGCUUAUGCCACUUGGGUGAAAAGAAGAGUGGGGUGCGGUAAGACUCCAAUCCCUUAUCACAUAAAACAAUCCCUUAACAGUUUUUCUUUCAAGUUAGGCUAAACAUGUUAUUAUAUAUAAGUGGUUAUCUUAUAUUAUAUAGUAUUAUAAAGUGGUAUGUAGAGUAGUGUAGAAUUAGGCUAACUAGGUUCGUAUUUAGGAAGGUAGAGUUUUUAAAUGACGUGUUCUUUUACGUCCAAUAAAAGUAUUUCUCGGUUCUUGGAAGCUUCUUUGAGCAAUACUGUAUACUACACUUUUACGGGGCCGAAGCAAGGGGUGGAGAACCCCCAUUAAGGAAAAGUACAAAUUCCCAUCCUCUGUCAGUAAACAUUUAAAAAAAGAAAAUU